Molecule: messenger RNA, 4524 nt
Organism: Vanderwaltozyma polyspora DSM 70294
Lineage: Eukaryota; Fungi; Ascomycota; Saccharomycetes; Saccharomycetales; Saccharomycetaceae
Gene: SPP41
Product: Spp41p
Exons: 1
Coding region: 1-4524 (1507 amino acids)
Source: RefSeq, a predicted model, not a curated record
AUGAGUGAAGGACAUAGUGAAGAUGAGAUAAAUUUCAACGAAUUAGUAGGGAAUUUAUUAAGUACCCAUAACGAAUUAACUAAUGAAGGCAGUGUUUCUUUGGAUGACAAUGAUAAAAAUACAGAUAUACUUAAUGUACAUGAUGACGUAGAGCUCCCCGAUUUUGGUAAUGAUGAUGUUGAUUUAGCUGCUGUGGCAAGUGCUAUUGAAACUUUAGAUGACACUAAACAUAAUGACAUUAAUGAAAACAAUGACCUUAAUGAUAAUGAACUACAGGAGAAUCAAGAUUGGGCACAAGCAUUGCAACAAGGUAUAUCACAACUGGUGACUUCAGAUGAGCCUUUAAACGAUACCCAACCUUCGGAACAGCUGGAUCAAGAUGAUGAAAAUUUAAGAAAUGCAAUUUUAGAGUCUUUACAACAGUUAGACGGUGAACCUGAAACUACUAAGCCAGCGGCAAAAACUACAAAGCCUAAAAAGCAAGCAACUAGAAGAAAGAAGAAUGAGAAACCAAAAGAACCCUCUCUUGAGAAAGAGAAGAAGAAACCGAAACAACCAGCAAAAUCAAAAAGGAAGAAGAAAGAGCCAGUUGCUGUUCAGGAUGAACCAAAUGAUAAUCUUCUAAACUUCGAAGAUGUCAUUAAAGGAUUUAUUCAACAAGGUCACGAUGAAGGUACUGUAGAAGAAGAUAAAGAUGAAUCAGAUGAUCUAGAGACAAGAGCAUUGGUUGAGGCAACCUUGAAAGCAUUUGAAAAAGAACUACUGGGCACAACUCCUAAGCCUAAGCAAUCUCGUAAAACAGCAACAAAGAAGAAACCUGCAAAACAAGCAACUGUUCCAAAGACUAAAGAGAUAACUGUUGCAAAAACUAGUAAAAAGCUAGAUGAGAGUAAAGCUAAGAGCAAAACACAAGAACCAAAAUCGAAAAGUAAAUCUAAGGUUACAGAUGCAUCGAAGAAAAGGAAGAAAAAAGAAAAGAAGCAGAGUGAGGAUAUCUUAGCUGAUUCAUAUGAUGAUGAUGAUUUCUCUAGAGCACUUGCUGAAAUGGUUAAUCAGGUUGUAAAUACUUCAUUAAAUGACGAGGUUCAAGAAGCAAAAACUUCACGUGGAAAGAAGAAGGUAUCCAAGACACCAGUUGUUAGUAAGCAGACAAAGACAAAACAAAAUGAUGAAUUGAAUAAUGAACUAUUGCCACCUCAGGAGGAAAAUUUUGAUUUAAAUCAAAUAAUGCAGAAGGCUAUGGCUUUAGCUUUUCAAGAGCAAAAUAAUGAAGCAUUUGACGCGUCAACUGUAGAAGAGUUUAAUCGUGGUUUAGGUGACUUUGGUGUUUCUGAUCUGUUAACUCCAUAUGAUCAUGUUCCAAAAAAGAAGACUGUAUCAAAGAAGAAAAGAAUCCAACCUUCCAAACCCAGUAUUGAACUAAAGGAACCUUCAAUCAAACCUAGUGUUCCAUCAAAAUCAACAACUAAAACUAAAUCAAAGAAGGUAAUAACAAAAGAACCAAAGCCACGCAAAUUAAAAGAGCAUAAAGAAUCUAAAGAACCAAAGAUACCCAAAACUCCAAAAACAACCAAAGCUACAAAGAUCCCAAAGGUACCUAAAUCUCCUAAAUUGGUUAAGGUAUCUAAAGUACCAAAAUCAGUAAAGAAAACUAAAAAACCAAAGGCUCCAAAACUUCCAAAGGUGAAGAAAGUAAAAACCGUAAGAUUACCCAGAUUCCCAAGGCCUAGCAAACAGCACCUUACCAGACAUGAUUUAGUAAAGAAGCAGUAUUUAAAGUUGGCAAAGGAGGCAUCAUCUAUUGCAAGAAAGAGAAACCGGGACAAUAUUAGGACUAUAAAACUAAAAUUAAAACAAGAAAAUGAAAGAAUACGUGAAGACCGUAAAUUGAAAAAGGAUGAAGAAAAGGAGAAACUUGAAUUGGAACGUAAGGAAUUAGAAGAGAUCGUCGCCAAGGGUCCACCAUAUCCGUUGGAUUUAAGGGUGACAAAAUCAGGUAUUCCAAAGAAGCCUUAUAGAAGAUGGACACCCGAAGAAAUUGCCAUAAGAGCAACAAUGCCUCCACCUGAACCAAAGAAACCAAAGAAAAUCAAAAAACAAAAGAAAAAGAAGGCCAAAAAACUCAAGAAAGUUCCAUUAUCUGCAUUAAAGAAAAUACCAUUAUUUAAUUUUACUAGAGAUAAUAUUGAUUUAUCCAAUGGAGAGAAGAAAUUACAUAGAAAUAAUCUGGAAGGCGGUAUUCCUGAUCUCAGAACUCAUAGGAAGAGAGUCGAUUUAAGUGUUUUAGCCCCACCAUCUUCAAUUAAUCCUAACCAGGUGACUAAACUACAAUCUGACAGUAUUAGCACUUCAGUAAAUGAAAAUAGAACUAACUUUGUUUCUUUAUAUGAUCCAUCAAUAAAGACGGUUGUUAGGAAAGAAAAAUUUCCAUUUCAUCCACCUUGGAUUGUUCCCCAAAAUCCACCCUAUUCAUUGCCUGUUGCUAGAAGAAAGAGUAAAAGGUACUCAGAUAAAUUGGCAACAAAUAAGAAAACCAAAUCAAAGAAACUAUCCAAGCAUUCAAGACAAUCAUUCAUUAUCAAUAAUAGAAAUAGUAUUGUUCCAGCAAUUCUUUUCCCAAUUGUGAAAACAUUAAAAGCUGCAGCAAGGGCUAAGGUAGCAUCAGGAGUUUCACCAGAGGAGGCUACUAGACAUUUAAUGACAAUUAUUCAGCAUACGAAAAAGUCAAUUGCCCAGACACUAACUAAAUCAAGAAGAAAUGCAUUUCGUGAUUAUCGUAAGAUCAAAACUGAAGAUGAUAUUGACACAGUCAAAAGUCAGAAUUCUGCUAUAAGGAGAAUCCCAAUAUUCAGUUUAUCAUCAAUUAAAAAAGUUAAUACAAAGGAUGAUGUAAAUAAUAACAAACCAUCCGUUAUAAAAUUAGAAAAUGAAAAUUCAGAAAAAUUAUUGACUUUACAACAAAAGUUACCUGAAGCAUCUCAUGAUGAAGGCAAUGGAUUGAAUGAGGUAAAUACAAAAAUCAAUGACAACAAAAUAGGUUCUCAAGAUUCACAAAUUGUAGAAUCGAGUCAAAUUGAAGAAUCAAAUAUAUUGAAUAAGAACGAACUGCGUAGUGAUGUUAGAAAAGAUAUUAAGAAAACAAAUGAAUUAUCCACCGCCGUGGUUAACUCAACUAAUAACAAUACUCUCAAUAAUAUAGAAACUUUAUCUGAUAUCGGAUUACCUAAGAUAAGUGCCAUCGUCGAUGAUAAUGAUGGUACGAAUGCAAAUAAAGAUGUUGUUAAGAAUGUAGUAGGUUUAUCUAAAGUUUCAGCUGUUAAGGACACUGAUAUUGAGGAGCUAAAGGAAUCUAAUAUUGACUCUCAUUCUAUUAAUAAUAAAUUACAAGAUAUAGAAAUAUCCAGUGAAAUUAUUAAAAUUGAUGAUGAAAAAGAAACUCCAAAAACAACUCUUGAAUUUCAAGAUAAUAACACAUCUGAGUCAUUAAAGAAUAAGCGAUCUAAUCAUGUUGGAAACAUUAUUGAAACUCUUGUAAAACAAGAGAUUGAUAAGUCAAACACAAAAGAUGAAGAUAAUAUUUCAUUACCACCUAGUUUUACAAAUAUUAUAUCCAACGCAAUUACAAAUUUAUUACCAACUAUAAAUGAUACAGUCUCCAAAUUAGAAACUUCCAGAAAAAGGACGUAUACAAGACCACCAGCUCCAAUAUUAAAUUUAGAUGGUUUAGUUCCGCCAUCUCCUGGAUUUAUUAAAAAAGUGGAACAGGAUGAAAGUAUAUUACUCGAUACAUCUUUUGACGAAUCACUAACUGAUGGCACUCCUAAAAAAAUAGCCACAUACCGUAGAAAAACUAGUUCUGAGCAACCAACUGCACUAAACAAGACCAAAUUUAAUAUUCCUAGUAAUAAUGCUGGAUAUACUAAGAGAUCCACAGGUGUAAAGUUUGCAAGGCUAUACUUAAAUGCAAAUGAAAUGUCAAUUUUAACUAAAGAAAUUAACAAAGAAAGGAAGAGAAAAUGGAGAAAUGCUAAUAUUGUCAAAAAUUGGGAAAAUGAUGUCAGAGCCAGAUUAAAGAAAAGAUCUAAAACUGAUUUUAUUGAUUUGACACAGGAUGAAAAAGAUGAAUGGGUCGAAGUUGAAUUUGCUAAAAGAAAAGUUGAAUUCACUAUCAAAAAUGAAGAAAUCAAUGGAAUAGGAGCAGAUUCAACAAGUGGUAGUUCCAAUAUUACUGAGAACGAAAUAUUAAAUAUGAUCGCAAAUAUCUUAAAUCGUGAGGAUGUAGCAAGAAGAAUUGAGAAAGACUUAAUUGAAGAUUCUGCAAAAGGAACCAAUAGAAAAAGAAAAAGGAGCUCUGAACCACCUAAUGUUGUAUCAAAACAAAUUAAGAUAGAUGAUACAAAUGGCUCAUCGGAUGAAACUUCAAGAAUUAGUGUUUCUAACGACAAUAAUGGAUCUUCUAUUGACCUCACAAAAGAAAAUGUAACUUCUAUUGAAAUGAUAAACAAGCCGAAAUUAGUUGAAUAA